This is a messenger RNA of Kluyveromyces lactis, 777 nucleotides long. RefSeq lists its product as uncharacterized. The transcript has a single exon. Gene Ontology annotation, molecular function: integrin binding; metallopeptidase activity; zinc ion binding. Gene Ontology annotation, cellular component: extracellular region; cell surface; fungal-type cell wall. The record is from RefSeq and is a predicted model, not a curated record. Lineage: Eukaryota; Fungi; Ascomycota; Saccharomycetes; Saccharomycetales; Saccharomycetaceae. Bases 1 to 777 code for a protein of 258 amino acids.
AUGUUAUCCAAGUUAUCAAACAUUGUUGGUUGUAUCUCCAUAAUCUCUUCAAUCGCCGGUGCUACACCACUCAAAAAUCACGAUUUUCAUUCAAACUCUUCUCUGGAGUUGAUUGAGUUUGGUGAAUCUGGUGAAUCUGGCUGGGGAAGUCCGGUCUUCCCAUACUUUCACCAGUCUUGUAACGCCACCAAUCAGCGUAUGUUGAGCAGCGGUUUGAAGGAUACUUUGGAAGUGACUGCUGUUGCAAGAGAUAAAUUGCUCGCCAAUGGGACCGACAAAUUUUUCAAGAGAUGGUUCGGUAACAGUUCUGUUUUCACUGUUAUUGGUACCCUAGAAUACGUCAUUGAAAGUGGCAAAUCAGAUGUCUUAUACAGAUGUGAUGAUCCUUCUGGAGACUGUGCCGUUCAUUCCACUGACUGGCCGGGCUAUCAUGUCACGAAUACCACUGGUGAAACUAAUAUAUGUGACCUGUUCUAUCAAACUAAAAAACCUUUGUCUACCAUCUGUUUCGAAGGCGAUAUUGUUGAAUUAGGACCAAAACAUUAUUCCGGUAUCGAUCUGUUCCAUCGUUUCCUCCAUUUGGAUAAUCUGAACGGGAAUGGUUUCAUCUCUGAGUGGACAGAAACUUUACCAGAAGUGUUAUAUUUGGCUGAGAACAAUGCUACUUUUGCGGCUAGAAACACAGACAACUACCUGUACUAUUUGGCAGAUGUUUAUGCAGCCACUGUUAACCCCGGUGGAUGUUUGGGUGAACUUCCAAAAGCUGAGAGACCUUAA